Molecule: messenger RNA, 1152 nt
Organism: Psilocybe cubensis
Lineage: Eukaryota; Fungi; Basidiomycota; Agaricomycetes; Agaricales; Agrocybaceae
Exons: 3
Coding region: 1-1152 (383 amino acids)
Source: RefSeq, a predicted model, not a curated record
AUGGCCAUUCUCAUUGCCCAAUUUUUUAGGAUGUUCUGGAAUCUUUUAUGCUUUCCUUUCAAUACCGCACAUAACGACGACAGUAUGGUAGGAGAUGGUGUUGAGCGCGGCGUUGAUUAUACCGGGACACUUCCAGAAAUAAUUCUUGCAUCGAUAUUCAUCCAGGCAAGACCAUCGUCAGGCCUAAACCUCCGCAUUCAGGCCGUUCAUUCAUUGACGCCCAAUUCUCGCCGUCGCAGUUCCACUGAUCUACGACCUUGGACCAUCCUCGCGUCGAAUAUUUGCUACUGGAAGCGCAUAGACAUUGAGUUGGACAGGCAGACAGUAUUCGAUUUCCUUGAGCUUCCGCUGACAAAUGCGUCAAUGCUGGAGAAUCUGUCAAUCACGGUCGUCGUCCGUGACGCACAGGAGCUUCCCACAAAAAUCCUGGACUAUCUCCAAACGGUGAUGGAGUCGCCUACCUUCACGCUGCAAAGGUUGACAUGGGAAUGUAUUCCAGUGGAGAGUAUGACCACCCAUAGCCUGUGGGGAAGUCUGAGAGAGAUACAUCUUAAUAUGGGUCUGACUAUGGAUCAGGGUAUCGAGUUUUUGAGAAGUUGCCUCAGGGCAGAAAACAUCGCUCUAGCGUGUAUCACAACGGACUGUGUGGCAUAUAAAGAACAUGAACUCCAACUGGAAGCUGUAUAUCGAGAGCUCAUGUCAGGUGGCUUGGGCACCCUUCCACCACCGCAGCGUCGUAUGCUUCCAAACCUGCGGAGAUUGAGUGUCGGCAUGGGCGGGGUCGUAGGCGAUUGCAUACCCAUUCUCCAAUUUUUCAUUCUCCCUGCGUUGACCCACCUCGAGAUACAAUGCUUUGAUACGAGAAAACAAAGCUGGGAGUUGUUGAAGGACUUCUUGAGGAGGUCAGCUCAAAGUGCUGAAGAGCAGUGGAACAUCCAAAAAUUAUCCAUCGUAGAUCAUAACAUGGCUCAAUGGCUUGUGGAGAAAGUGUUGUCUGCACCUGGAGUACCGAAGAUUAGUUGUUACACACGGCGAGCAAUCGAUGUGCAAAAGGUUUUGGAGAAGCUGGGAUGGUCCAUGGAACUGAUUGUGCUUAAGGAUUCUUGGGGAGGAACGUGUAUAGAAUAUUCUAGCGCGGUCAUACGUCAGUGA